Hylaeus anthracinus is the source of this 2670-nucleotide messenger RNA. RefSeq names its product major facilitator superfamily domain-containing protein 6 (gene Sugb). The transcript has 10 exons. Lineage: Eukaryota; Metazoa; Arthropoda; Insecta; Hymenoptera; Colletidae. The record is from RefSeq and is a predicted model, not a curated record. Gene Ontology annotation, cellular component: membrane. Bases 672 to 2462 code for a protein of 596 amino acids.
AAAACUAAGUAACAUUUUUCGUACACCGAAACUAAAUGUCUUUCGAAAGAGUACGAAAUAGUAGUUACGUAAUCACACGAGGCGUCGUAUUCUUUUAUUGGCUAUAUUAACAAAUGUAAAUUUGUGAACUGAUCGAUUUAAUUGUCCGCGGAGACAUUCUCCCACAUUCUCCAACCAACUUUCGUUGUAAAAAGUUCACGUCCAUCGCACAUUGAUGGAAACGUGAUAACGAAAGCAUGUGUAAUCAGUACGCAAGUGCUCGUUUUAUAGUGAUGUACAAGAAAUUAUUUGCAAUUAAGAGUCCAUAAGAUGCGUAGCGUAAUAUUAAAUGGAAACGUGACGAGUUUAUAGUAACGACACAAAAUUUAACCUCUACGCGAAUGCAUAGAAGAGAGUGAAACAUAAUAGCGCGGUUGGAAUGCGAAUAUGAUAACUACGAGUACCGCCUCCUUCCCGAGUUUCGUAGUGUAGAUGACGAAAAUUGUAGAUUCAGCAACCAGAGUCUAUAAUUAUAAUAGCAGACUGUGGUAAAGUGCUACUGAGCAAAGUGCACGUGUCGUGGAAGACCGUCAAGUACUCGUGAAACAUGUUUAUCAAGAACAUAUUACAGAGUUUAUAAUUUUACCGUCGGUAUAACGUUUUACGAGUUUAACCUACCGUGUACCAUACGAAUGUAUAAAAUGUUCGAAAUCAUAAAUAGAGAACUGCUACCAAUAAAAGCGCACUAUUUUCUAUUCAAUGCUGCUACUGGACCAAUAGUGCCAUUUCUACCAACGAUAGCUAAACAAUUAGGUUUCUCUGGGUUUUUAGUCGGAACUAUAUACACGAUACUACCAAUUUCGGGUUUAAUAGCGAAACCCUUGUUCGGUGGUUUGGCAGAUAAACUCAAAAUUCAUAAAAUAUUGUUUCUAAUAUUUCAAGUAAUAGUUGCUAUAUCUAUGUUCAUGAUAAAUUUUAUACCUAAAAUAGAUAGUACUGCGAACGUUACUCUUAUUUGCAAUGGCGACGCAUCUUUAGAAAUGUGUUCAAAAAAGGAAUUUUCUAACAGUGUUUUAAAAGAUGUAAUAACAGAGACCAUGCAUUUAAAUGAAUCAUGUCAGGUAUCCUGUAAGGCUACAAAAGAAAUUUACACAGAAAUGUGUUUAAAUUGGAAAGCAUCUAAAUUUUGUAAAGCAGCAAAUUCAAGUCAUAUUGCGAAUUCAGAAACAUUUGACUUUACUUUAGGAUUCGAUGUGUUCCAUGAUUCCUAUUUGAGCAAGUGCAUAUACAUCAAAAUUCUUACGGCUACAUUCUUGGAUAAUGUUGCACAUAAGCCAGCUUGUAAAAACUACGUUAAGACAACCUGUACAGCCACAUGCAAGAAAAAUCCAACUUUUAAUCGGUUGUUAAAAGAGGUCAAAGAUUCUCAGACCAACACCAUGCAAAGUUCGAUGUAUCAGUACCAAUCGUUUCUGUCUGCAACUAUAAUAAGUUGGAUUGGAAUGGCAGUUGUAGUCAGUAUAGCGGAUGCUAUAUGUUUCAAUCUCCUUGGUAACGAAAGGAGAAAGGAUUACGGGAAACAGAAAAUGUGGGGCAGCAUUGGCUUUGGUAUUUUUGGAAUAGCCGCGGGAUACUUGGUAGAUUUUUUUAGCGAAGGACAACAGCAGAAAGAUUAUACCUGUAUAUUUUAUAUUAUGUUGAUCACUAUGAUAUUCGAUAUUAUAGUAUCAACAACUAUAAAGAAGAAAAACGCAGAAUCCUUAGAGGAUGAGCCAUCGAUAGUGUGGGAACUAUUUACGGUCUGUAAGCAGGCUAAUAUGUUGACCUUUGUAUGGUGGUGUAUAGGAGCUGGAAUGUGUACUGGAGUAGUAUGGAAUUUUCUAUUUUGGUACACCGAAGACUUAGCAACUAGUUCUCAACUAGCAUGGCUUAAAACCUUGCAAGGGCUGUUGACUGGUAUACAAUGUUUUUUAGGAGAACUACCCUUUAAUUUUAUCUCAGGAACUGUAUUACGAAAACUAGGCCACGUGAACGUUAUGAGCUUGGUUUUAUUGAUUUAUGCAAUUAGAUUCAUGGCAUACAGUACAGUGUCAAACCUAUGGUGGUUUUUAAUUAUCGAGAUACUUCAUGGGCCAUCAUUUGGUCUCUGUUGGCCCACUAUGGUUUCGUACGGUGACAAAGUAACGCCACCUAAUACAAAAGCCACUAUACAAGGAUUUAUUGGUGCUAUAUUUGAAGGAAUUGGUACAUCAAGUGGCAGCUUAAUAUGUGGAUGGUUAAUCAGCAUAUACGGUGGUGUUACCACAUUCAGAGUAUUUUCAAUAGGGGCAUUGGUAUGGUUGACAUGCUUUUGGCUUAUCGAAUUAUUACUCCGAAAAGUUAAAGCGUCUCCAAUUCACAUGGGCCACAAUCAUUUGACAAAUUACGCUAAUCUAGACGACGCAAUUCUUAUGACAAUGAGUCGCGAAUUGCAAACCUAUUAAAGAUAAACAUAAAAUUUUAUUUAGAAAUUUGAUACACUUAUAUAUUGUUUACUUAGCAAUGGCUGUUCUAAUAGAACGUGGUAACAAUUAUUGGUACUUGAACUUUUCAUGCAUUCGCAAUUAAUUUUAUGUCAUUUUAUACAACGUCGCUGUGUAAACAAAAUAUUGUUCAGUAUUAUGUACUAAUAGCAAAAUUUUAUUAUUAUAA